Messenger RNA from Brenthis ino (lesser marbled fritillary), 1068 nucleotides. The record is from the annotation of a GenBank genome assembly. Lineage: Eukaryota; Metazoa; Arthropoda; Insecta; Lepidoptera; Nymphalidae.
AUGGGUUGUAUCACUAGUACUCAACGUGUUGAUGUAACUCCAAAAUCUCCUUCAUGGAAAGAUGAAGUGGGUAAAGAGACCGUGCUUGCCGCUAUCACGAGGCUGGAUCAAGAUAUAGCUAACAGUGAAAAGUUUUGUCCAGCGCAGAGGUUAAUGACUGUGUCUGCUGAGUUGGAGAGCAUACAACAGGAAGUAAAAGAAUUUGAAGAAACUACUAGGCCUCUGAACAGCACUGAUUCGUAUCCUAAAUCUAUGCAUCAGAUGUUUGUCAGCUUAGACCUUUAUAGGCGUCCUAUAUUAGCGACGGAAAAUGAAGAUUUUGUGGCGAAUGUCAAUAGGAAGGAAAUGAGAAAAAUCGAGCUCAUGUGGCUUCGAACUCGGGAAAAGCAAUUACAAUGUGAAAAGAGAGUACUUCAUGCACAGUUAUUACGAAUACGUUCUCUAUAUACGCAAUUGCAACAGUUACUGGAUUGCAUUUGGAGUGACGGCCGACGUCCAGGGAUGCAGUUAGAAGAUGCGCUUGAACGUGUACACGCACUGCGUAACGCUCUCGCCUCGGUCAGCUCGAGGCUACGCGCCGCGGCGGAAUAUGCUCAAAGUGCUUUGAAACUUUUAGACAGUGCACUUCCGACGUGGAAGCUAGCAUCGAUUGGGAAAAGUGGUUGGGAGCGCACAUCUGCAUGCGCAGACGCAUGCAAGCUAUUCGUACACGCGCGGUGUCAGGAGCGAAGCGCGCGGCGAGUGCUAGCCGCUUCUGCUGCACCGCGCGCCGCUCGCGCUCUGAGGCUGGCUCUGGACUAUGCCUUUACUGAUACUAUGCACGAUUACAAGUAUCAAAGGGCUACGGAGACAUUUUUGAAUUUUAAAGAAGCAUUAAUUCAACUGGUUCAAUCUAUACAUCAGGUGCUAUUGAAUACCUUAGAAAACCUAGCAGUAGCUGAACAAGAAUUAACAGAAAGUAGAAGUCAGCUGCGAGCGACGAGGAUUAACGUUAUAGUGAAGCAAGGCCUAGCUGACUUGAGAUACGAUUCCGCCGCGCUUGACAGUUUGAGAAAUAAAAUAAAAUGU